AUGUAUAAGAGGAAAGAUUUACGCGAGGUAAAAGAUUGUGAGAUCAUACCAGGAGACCAUGGGAGUGUGCAACAUCGUUUGGUAGUGAUGGAAUUGGUUAUGGAAAUUGAACAAAUAAGGAAUAAAAAAAUGCAAGGGCCAAAAAGGAUUAAAUGGUUUAAGCUGAAAGAGAUCGAACUUUGUAGGCAGUUUAAAGAAAAAUUUUUAGUGGAACUAACACAUGAAAUUGAAGAUGUUGAUGAAUGGUGGAACAGAACGAUGGAAAUAAUACUGAGGGUUGCUAGAGAAAUACUGGGUGAGAGUAGUGGCAAGAUGUUCGGAAAUAAGGAAACGUGGUGGUUCAAUGAAGAAGUGAAAGAUGCAACAAAGCAAAAGAGAGAGUCAAAUAAAAAGUGGGAGGGGGCCCAAAUGGUAGAAGACUGGAUGGUCUAUAAGGAAGCAAAUAAUUUGGCAAAGAAAACUGUAGCAAUUGCUAAGGAUAGAGCAUAUGAUCAGUUUUACAAAGAGCUAGAUACCAAGGAAGGGAAAGGAAAGAUCUUUAAACUGGCACAAAUGAGAAAUAAGAGUACCAAGGAUAUAACACACAUAAGACAGAUGAAGGAUAAGGAUGGAAAUGCACUGAGAGAUGAGAGAGACAUAAUAAGGAGGUGGGAAGAAUAUUUUGAGGCUUUACUGAACAAAGAAAAUGAAAGAUUUCUAAGAGGAGAUGGACACACAAAUUGUGGACCAGUCACAGAAAUAACAAAAGCUGAGGUUAGUGGCACUGGGAAAGAUGAAAAAUAG
Messenger RNA from Macrobrachium nipponense, 783 nucleotides. RefSeq lists its product as uncharacterized. The transcript has a single exon. Lineage: Eukaryota; Metazoa; Arthropoda; Malacostraca; Decapoda; Palaemonidae. Bases 1 to 783 code for a protein of 260 amino acids. The record is from RefSeq and is a predicted model, not a curated record.